Gongylonema pulchrum is the source of this 390-nucleotide messenger RNA. The record is from the annotation of a GenBank genome assembly. NCBI's taxonomy places the organism in Eukaryota, Metazoa, Nematoda, Chromadorea, Rhabditida, Gongylonematidae.
AUGGCAUUGUUACGUAAAGAGCAAGAAAGAUCCCGGUGGUUAAAUUCACCGAAUGCUUAUCAGAAAAUUGAAAUUCUGGAAACUGGAACGGAUAAUCCAAAGCGGAUAACAAAGGCAAGCAGCGAUUAUGCACCUUUAAAUAUCGGCAGUCUUUCGCAUUGGGAAUGGGUGCAGGAUGUCAGUUCGCCAUCACAGAGCGGGACACCAGUAAAAAUCUCAUCGCCACAUCAGUUCAGCCCAUUCUCAGCAAAUCCGAAAGAGUUCAAGGAGAAGCAAAAAGCGAUCAAGGAGAAUCGUCGGUUGGGUACGACAUCGGCGGGCCCGCAGUCUCAGAUUCUUGAGGGAGUCACUUACGAAGAAAUUUCACAAAUGCGAGCGGUAAGUAAUUGA